AUGUAUUUACCAAAUGAAUGUGUAGAAUGCAUUUUAAAACACAUUGAUGAAAAUGAUAUCAAAACUUUAUAUUCCACCACUUUAAUUAAUCGUAAUUGGUGUAGAAUUGGCAUGGUUCGACUAUGGAAAACUCCUUUAUCAUCAAAAUCAUCAAUUACAUCAUCAAAUUUAACUGAUAUUUCAAGCAAUCCUUCAAAUACCCAUAAUACCUAUAAAAUCAUUCCAGUAUUACUAUCAUUCCUUGAUAAAGAACGUAAAAAAGAGUUGAGAAUUUUAUCAAAACAGUUUUAUAUACCAAAAGAUACUUUAAACUUUCAUCCAAGAUUACAACGUGAUUUAAAAAUUCCUCUUCAUCCUCUAAAAAUACCGGAUACAUCUAAUUUAUUUGAAUAUCCAAAAUAUAUUGAGCGAAUUAAUUUCGUGGAAUUGGUUGGGUUGGUAAAUAAAUGGGUGAAUAGUUUAUUAAAUGAUGUAUUAUCAACACCUUCAAUGUUUCUUAAUUUUUAUUUAUACAAGUGUUUAAAUGGGUGGGAGUAUCUUCGUUAUAUAACAAAUCAUACAAAUUUUCGUUGUCCUUUUAUUCAAUUUGAUAAAAACCCUCAAGUAUUUUUUAAUUUUUUACUCGAAUCUUUAUUUCAAGUAUUGAUUAAAUAUUCUCAAAUCGAUUCUCUCUCUAUAAUUAAUAUUUCAAAUACACAACCCCUUUGUCUUCAAUUAGAGAAAUAUUUACAAAAUGAUGAUAUUAACAAGAGAUUCUUAUCGAAUCUAAAUUCUUUUGAUUUUUGUCAAUCCAUCAAUUCAAGAAUAUUUACGAAAAUAUCAGAUUUGGUUCGUGAUACGAUCACGACCAUAUCAAUCUUCAUCAUACCCGAGGAGUUAGGUGUUGAUGAAGGUGAAAAUUUGGAUCUUGUAAUUAGAUUUAUUAAUUCACUUCAUUCUCUUCAAUCCGUCUCAUUUAUCGGUUACAAUAAUAUAAAUGUUACACCGAUAAUCCUUUCUUUACAAAAACAUAGUUCUACUUUAACCACACUUAAACUUAUUUUAUGUACGAUCGAUGAUGAAGCGAUUAUAUGUUUGUCAAAAUGGGAUCAUUUACGUGAAUUGGCCUUUUAUCAAUUACAUUUUAUAUUCAACAAUGACCUUUCUUCAACGAUAACGUCUGAUGACAAAAUCUUUCCUCAAUUGAAAACCUUAGAUUAUGUGGAAUACAGUUCAACAAAUUCCCUUAUCGCUUGGAUCAUACAAAAUAAUGGUUAUAAUUUAACUCAUCUGGAUAUUCAUACAAAUAUAGAACGAUGUAUAAAAUUAUUUGAUAUAAUAUCAAAAAAUUGUCCUUCUCUUAUCUCUUUAACCACUCCAAUAUCCGAACAAAGAGAUUUUAUUGCUUUAUUUCCGAUCCUUGAACAUUGCAACCACUUGAAAAGAUUAUUUAUUUAUGAAUUUAACAUCAUAAGUAUUAAUGAAGAUGUUUUAUCUUCUUUUAUUAAAAUUCUACCUGAUUCUUUAUUAUAUUUGAAAAUUAAUAAAUUCGAAUUUUCUCAAAUUAAUUUAGGUUGUAAAUUAAAAGAUU
Molecule: messenger RNA, 1570 nt
Organism: Funneliformis caledonium
Lineage: Eukaryota; Fungi; Glomeromycota; Glomeromycetes; Glomerales; Glomeraceae
Source: the annotation of a GenBank genome assembly